Heteronotia binoei (common prickly gecko) is the source of this 4761-nucleotide messenger RNA. Its product is annotated as zinc finger protein 850-like. Gene Ontology annotation, biological process: negative regulation of transcription by RNA polymerase II. Gene Ontology annotation, molecular function: DNA-binding transcription repressor activity, RNA polymerase II-specific. NCBI's taxonomy places the organism in Eukaryota, Metazoa, Chordata, Lepidosauria, Squamata, Gekkonidae. The record is from RefSeq and is a predicted model, not a curated record. The transcript has 9 exons. The coding region runs from base 1 to 4761 and encodes 1586 amino acids.
AUGUCUCAGCAGGCCAAGACAAAGUUCUCCCCUGGACAGCCCAAGUCAGUUGGCGCAUCGAUCCCGCAAGACGCAAUUAAAGAGAUCCAGCAGUCGUUUCAGGAAGCCCUAAAUCAGACCCAAAGGAUGUUAAGUAAUCAGAUGGAGGGGCUGGGAAAUAAACUAGAAGCACUAGAUAACAAGUUUAAAGAAACAAAGAAAGACAUCGCAGAGGUAGUUAAAAUCACAAGAUCCAUAGAGGACAAACUUAGAUUAACAGAGAAUAGGGUCGUGGAAAUGGAAUUAAAACAAGAGGAACAGGAUACUAAAUUGAUAAGAAUGGAAUUAGGUCAGGCAGACUAUAUCCUCAGAUGUUUGAAUAUUCCUGAGGAGAAAAAUGAAAACUUAGUCAGUGUUUUGGCCGAAGCUUUGAACGAAAUUUUAAGGAUGAACAAGGAGGAUGUAGAAAGAGAGUUUGAUUAUAUUUACAGGGUUAACUCUCAAUUUGCAAUAAAAAACGACCUCCCAAGGGAGGUGCAUGUUAAGUUUGUCCGAAAGCACGUUAAAGAACGGAUAUGGCGAGAGAUACGGGAGCAUCCUCUCAUGAUUAAAGAGACCAGGAUAAAGGUUAUGCGAGAAAUUCCUUGGGCAGUUAGAUCCAAGAGAAAAACGUACAUGAACUUAGCACAGAUGUUGCAAGAAAAGGGAAUGUGGGGGGGACCCGUGAAGGUGGAAAGAAGCUUCUCUGAGGCGGAAGGAGCUCCGUCAGAGGAAGGCCAGAGGGCGCAGGCCCAGGAGCGUGCCCAAGAUGCCCCGUCAAGUGGCAGCGAAGAGACGUUAUGGAGCCCUUUUCUUUGCAGAGAAGUGGAAACGCCUCCUCAGCCUCUGAUCCAGUCUCCAUUUUCCUUUGAGGAGGUGGCCGUGAAUUUCUCCGUGGCGGAGUGGGGCCUGCUGGAUCUGGACCAAAAAGCCCUUUACAGAGAAGUCAUGCUGGAGAGCUGUGGGAGUGUGGCUUUUCUGGCAGAUGUAGAGGAGACUGCUUGGGAAUUCCAGGGGCUCUCUUUGGGAAUAGUCAAGAAUGAAGAUGCUGAAGAAAACUCUGGAGAUGGACCACAGAGGCAGGAGGAAAGCCACGCAGAGGAUGUCAAGAAUGAAGAUGUGAGAAGAAACAUCAGGAUACAAAGCAAGUCUCAGAGGCAGAAAGUCAGGUGCAGAGUGAAGAAGAGGAAUAAAUCCAUUCCUUGCCAAGGGGGGGAUUUGCAAGAAGUAAUUCACAGUUUGGAGAAAACUUACAAGUGCAUGGAGUGUGGAAUGAACUUCUCAAAUCAAACCCAAUAUAAUAUACAUUUUUCAAAGUACAGUAUAGUGAAGGCAUGUAAAUGCUUUCGGUGUGGAAAGUACUUCAGAUACAAAUCGCAACUCCUUGUGCACCAAAGGAUCCACAGAGCGGAGAAACAUUUUGAACACGCAAUGUAUGGGAAGAAAUUCAGUCAAAGCUGCAUUCUUCAACAGCAUCAGAGAACACACACGGGGGAGAAGCCUUUCAAAUGCUCAGACUGUGGGAAGAGGUUCAGUCACAGUGGCCAUCUUCAAAGUCAUUUAAGAACCCACACGGGGGAGAAGCCUUUUGAAUGCUCAGAAUGUGGGAGGAGAUUCAGUCAGAAUAGCGAUCUUCAACGUCAUCUAAGAACCCACACAGGGGAGAAGCAUUUUAAAUGCUCAAAGUGUGGGAAGAGGUUCAGUCAGAGUGGCAGCCUUCAACAUCAUCUAAGAACCCACACGGGGGAGAAGCCUUUUGAAUGCUCAGAGUGUGGGAAGAGAUUCAGCUGCAGCAACAAUCAUCAAAGUCAUUUAAGAACCCACAGUGGGGAGAAGCCUUUUGAAUGCUCAGAGUGUGGUAAAAGAUUCAGUCAUAAUAGCGCUCUUCAACGUCAUCUAAGAACCCACACAGGGGAGAAGCCUUUUGAAUGCUCAGACUGUGGGAAGAGGUUCAGACACAGUGGCCAUCUUCAAAGUCAUCUAAGAACCCACACGGGGGAGAAGCCUUUUGAAUGCUCAGACUGUGGGAAGAGGUUCAGUCGGAGUGGCAGCCUUCAGCAUCAUCUAAGAACCCACACAGGGGAGAAGCCUUUUGAAUGCUCAGAGUGUGGGAAGAGAUUCAGCUGCAGUAACAAUCAUCAAAGUCAUUUAAGAACCCACACAGGGGAGAAGCCUUUUGAAUGCUCAGACUGUGGGAAGAGGUUCAGACAAAGUGGCCAUCUUCAAAGUCAUCUAAGAACCCACACGGGGGAGAAGCCUUUUGAAUGCUCAGACUGUGGGAAGAGGUUCAGUCAGAGUGGCAGCCUUCAACAUCAUCUAAGAAGCCACACAGGGGAGAAGCCUUUUGAAUGCUCAGAGUGUGGGAAGAGAUUCAGCUGCAGUAACAAUUAUCAAAGUCAUUUAAGAACCCACGCUGGGGAGAAGCCUUUUGAAUGCUCAGAGUGUGGGAAGAGAUUCAGCUGCAGCAACAAACAUAAAAGUCAUUUAAGAACCCACACUGGGGAGAAGCCUUUUGAAUGCUCAGAGUGUGGAAAAAGAUUCAGUUAUAAUAGCGAUCUUCAACGUCAUCUAAGAACCCACACAGGGGAGAAGCCUUUUGAAUGCUCAGACUGUGGGAAGAGGUUCAGUCAGAAUGGCAGCCUUCAAGAUCAUCUAAGAACCCACACGGGGGAGAAGCCUUUUGAAUGCUCAGAGUGUGGGAAGAGAUUCCGCCGCAGCAACCAUCAUCAAAGUCAUUUAAGAACGCACACUGGGGAGAAGCGUUUUGAAUGCUCAGAGUGUGGAAAAAGAUUUAGUCAUAAUAGCAAUCUUCAACGUCAUCUAAGAACCCACACAGGGGAGAAGCCUUUUGAAUGCUCAGAGUGUGGAAAGAGAUUUAGUAACUGGAGCAAUCUUCAAAAACAUCGAAGAAUCCACACAGGGCAUAAACCUUUUGAAUGCUCAGAGUGUGGAAAGAGAUUAAGUCAUAAUAGUGCUCUUCAACGUCAUCUAAGAACCCACACAGGGGAGAAGCCUUUUGAAUGCUCAGACUGUGGGAAGAGGUUCAGUCAGAGUGGCAGCCUUCAACAUCAUCUAAGAACCCACACGGGGGAGAAGCCUUUUGAAUGCUCAAAGUGUGGGAAGAGAUUCAGUUUUAGUUACAAUCUUGGACGUCAUCUAAGAACCCACACGGGGGAGAAGCCUUUUGAAUUCUCAAAGUAUGGGAAGAGAUUCAGUCAUAAUAGCGAUCUUCAAUGUCAUCUAAGACCCCACACAGGGGAGAAGCCUUUUGAAUGCUCAGAGUGUGGGAAGAGAUUCGGUGACAGUAGCAAUCUUCGAAGUCAUCUAAGAACCCACAUGGGGGAGAAGCCUUUUGAAUGCUCAGAGUGUGGGAAGAGAUUCAGUCAUAAUAGCCAUCUUAAACGUCAUCUAAGAACCCACACGGGGGAGAAGCCUUUUGAAUGCUCAAAGUGUGGGAAGAGAUUCAGUUUUAGUUACAAUCUUCAAAGUCAUCUAAGAACCCACACGGGGGAAAAGCCUUUUGAAUGCUCAAAGUGUGGGAAGAGAUUCAGUUUUAGUAACAAUCUUCAAUGUCAUCUAAGAACCCACACGGGGGAGAAGCCUUUUGAAUGCUCAAAGUGUGGGAAGAGAUUCAGUUUUAGUUACAAUCUUCAAAGUCAUCUAAGAACCCACACGGGGGAAAAGCCUUUUGAAUGCUCAAAGUGUGGGAAGAGAUUCAGUUGUAAUAGCACUCUUCAACAACAUCUAAGAACCCACACAGGGGAUAAGCCUUUUGAAUGCUCAGAGUGUGGGAAGAGAUUCAGUCACAGUAACAAUCUUCGAAGUCAUCUAAGAACCCACACAGGGGAGAAGCCUUUUGAAUGCUCAGAGUGUGGGAAGAGAUUCAGUCAUAAUAGCGAUCUUCAACGUCAUCUUAGAACCCACACAGGGGAGAAGCCUUUUGAAUGCUCAAAGUGUGGGAAGAGAUUCAGUCAUAGUGGCAAUCUUCAAAAACAUCGAAGAAUCCACACAGGAGAGAAGCCUUUUCAAUGCUCAGACUGUGGGAAGAGGUUCAGUCAGAGUGGCAGCCUUCAACAUCAUCUAAGAACCCACACGGGGGAGAAGCCUUUUGAAUGCUCAGAGUGUGGGAAGAGAUUCAGUGUUAGUUGCAAUCUUCGACGUCAUCUAAGAACCCACACGGGGGAGAAGCCUUUUGAAUGCUCAAAGUGUGGGAAGAGAUACAGUCAUAAUAGUGAUCUAAAACGUCAUCUAAGACCCCACACAGGGGAGAAGCCUUUUGAAUGCUCAGAGUGUGGGAAGAGAUUUAGUCAUAAUAGCGAUCUUCAACGUCAUCUAAGAACCCACACAGGGGAGAAGCCUUUUGAAUGCUCAGACUGUGGGAAGAGAUUCAGUUUUAGUAACAGUCUUCGAAGUCAUCUAAGAACCCACACAGGGGAGAAGCCUUUUGAAUGCUCAGAGUGUGGGAAGAGAUUCAGUGACAGUAACAAUCUUCGAAGUCAUCUAAGAACCCACACAGGGGAGAAGCCUUUUGAAUGCUCAGAGUGUGGGAAGAGAUUCAGUCAAAAUAGCGAUCUUCAACGUCAAAUCCAGGAAGACGGGAGCGUGGGCAUACGUGUAACCGACCAGAUCUACAAAAGGACUGAGCUUAGAGGUUCAGGUUUAUCCCCGAUACUGAAAAACAAGGAGCCCCAAACAAUCACUGAGGGUUCCGAAGGCUUUCAGGGAACUGAAUGUGAAUCCUAG